AUGACGGGGAGAGGUUCAGCGAGUACGAAUGCUCCUAUCACUAUGAUCGUCACGAAUACACCAUCCGCAGAUCUAGCUCUCACCAAUCUCGCUUAUUGCUCAGCUUUGGAUCUCAAAAACUUUGCAGUUCCUGGGUCUAAUCUCUUCCUAGCAUUAGUGGCCGAUUCCUUCGUUCUGUCUCUCCGUGCACAUGAAAGUAUACAUGAUGGUAAUAUUGCAUUAAAUGCCAUCCAACGAAGGUAUGCAAGAGUUUCUACUGGGGAUACAGUAUCUGCUAGCAGAUUUAUUCCACCUGACGGUUUCAACCUAGCACUGCUUACAUUGGAGUUGGAGUUUGUGAAGAAAGGGACUAAAAGUGAACAGAUUGAUGCCAAUCUUCUGUCACAACAAUUUCACAAGAGAUUUAUUAACCAGGUUAUGACAGCAGGACAAAGGGGAUCUUUUGAAUAUCAUGGUAACAACUAUAUCUUUACAGUCACACAGGCAGUCGUAGAGAGUGAAAAGUCAAAGACCCUUGAGAGGGGAAUGAUAUCAAGUGAGACAUACUUUGUUUUUGAAGCAUCAAAUAGCAGUGGGAUAAAGAUUGUCAAUCAACGUGCAGCAGCCAGCAGCAACAUCUUUAAGCAUAAGGAAUUCAAUUUCCAGUCAUUGGGUAUUGGUGGUCUAGAUGCAGAAUUUGAAAAUAUAUUUAGACGAGCAUUUGCCUCUCGAGUUUAUCCCCCACAUGUAACGAAUAAAUUGGGCAUCAAGCAUGUCAAAGGGAUGCUGCUUUAUGGGCCUCCUGGUACUGGGAAGACACUCAUGGCUCGCCAGAUUGGAAAGAUGUUAAAUGGGAAAGAACCAAAGGUUGUGAAUGGGCCCGAAGUUUUGAGCAAAUUUGUUGGAGAAACCGAAAAGAAUGUCAGGGAUCUAUUUGCUGAUGCUGAGAAUGAUCAGAGGGCUCGUGGGGAUGAGAGUGAAUUGCAUGUUAUCAUCUUUGAUGAAAUUGAUGCUAUUUGUAAGUCAAGAGGAUCAACUAGAGAUGGUACUGGGGUUCAUGAUAGCAUUGUGAACCAGCUUCUUACAAAGAUAGAUGGGGUGGAAUCGUUGAAUAAUGUUUUGCUCAUUGGUAUGACCAACAGAAGGGAUUUACUUGAUGAAGCCCUUUUAAGACCAGGGCGAUUGGAGGUUCAAGUUGAGAUAAGCCUUCCUAAUGAAAAGGGUCGUUUGCAAAUUCUUCUAAUUCAUACAAACAAGAUGAAAGAAAAUUCUUUUCUUGCUCCGGACGUGAGCCUUCAUGAGCUUGCUGCACGGACAAAGAAUUAUAGUGGUGCAGAACUUGAAGGUCUUGUGAAAAGUGCAGCAUCAUUUGCCUUGAACCGACAACUAAGCUUAGAUGAUCUUACCAAGCCCAUAGAAGAGGAGAAUAUAAAAAUUACAAUGGAUGAUCUUCUUCAUGCACUCCAGGAAAUUGUUCCUGCAUUUGGAGCAUCCACUGAUAAUCUUGAACGAUGCAGACUUAAUGGUGUGGUGGACUGUGGUGAGCGGCAUAAGCACAUCCAGGAUAGAGCUAUGUUACUGGUAGAGCAAGUUAAAGUUAGCAGAGGAAGCCCACUAGUUACUUGCCUUCUGGAAGGCCCAAGUGGGAGUGGCAAGACUGCAAUGGCAGCUACUAUUGGCAUUGCCAGUGAUUUCCCCUAUGUCAAGAUAAUAUCUGCAGAAACGAUGAUCGGUCUUAGCGAAAGCACUAAAUGUGCUCUGAUUGUCAAGGUGUUUGAGGAUGCAUACAAAUCACCAUUGAGCAUUAUCAUACUUGAUGACAUUGAAAGGUUGUUGGAGUAUGUUCCAAUUGGACCUCGUUUUUCAAAUUUGAUUUCUCAGACGUUAUUGGUCUUCCUCAAACGACUCCCUCCAAAGGGGAAAAAGCUCUUGGUGAUUGGAACAACUAGUGAGGCAGAUUUCCUGGAUUCACUUGGUAUCUGUGAUGCUUUCUCUGUGACUUACCAUGUCCCACAAUUGAAAACCGAGGAUGCCAGAAAGGUUUUAGAACAGUUAAAGGUAUUUGCUGAAGAUGAUAUAGAUGCAGCUGCAGAGGCCCUUAAUAAUAUGCCAAUCAAGAAGCUCUACAUGCUAAUCGAAAUGGCUGCCCAGGGAGCAAAAGGUGGAAGUGCAGAGGCUAUUUACUCUGGUAAAGAGAAGAUCGACAUCUCUCAUUUCUUUGAUUGCCUUGGAGAUGUCAUUCGUGUAUAA
Molecule: messenger RNA, 2229 nt
Organism: Nelumbo nucifera (sacred lotus)
Lineage: Eukaryota; Viridiplantae; Streptophyta; Magnoliopsida; Proteales; Nelumbonaceae
Product: vesicle-fusing ATPase-like
Biological process (GO): SNARE complex disassembly; Golgi to plasma membrane protein transport; intra-Golgi vesicle-mediated transport
Cellular component (GO): Golgi stack
Molecular function (GO): ATP hydrolysis activity; ATP binding
Source: RefSeq, a predicted model, not a curated record